Molecule: messenger RNA, 357 nt
Organism: Penicillium digitatum Pd1
Lineage: Eukaryota; Fungi; Ascomycota; Eurotiomycetes; Eurotiales; Aspergillaceae
Source: RefSeq, a predicted model, not a curated record
AUGGAGGGGGUCCUGCAUACGUUGCUGGAAAUUAUUCUGUGUCACCCCUCCGGUGCGCAAGAGCCCCUCGGGUUCUUGCGUGUCUAUAAGCAGAUACCCUGGCUUGGAAUAGAAUUGCAAAAGGCUUCAGUCCGAGCUGCCCAGGCUACUGGGCCUUUCGAGCCCCCAGAGCUCCAAGCCCUGAAGCAAUUCAAGCAGCAAGGCUGUAACGUUGUUCCCGAGCUUCUUGGAUUUCAGUCUAAGAAGCAGGAUCGGGGAGAUAUCAUACCGGGCGGAUUUGUCACAUAUGCGAUAUGGAAGAAGGUGCCUGGCGAGCCUUUGGAUUUCACCCGGUUCUGGAAUUGCACUUUCUCGUAG